Pocillopora meandrina is the source of this 5036-nucleotide messenger RNA. Lineage: Eukaryota; Metazoa; Cnidaria; Anthozoa; Scleractinia; Pocilloporidae. The record is from the annotation of a GenBank genome assembly.
AUGGGGGACGGCAACAGUACCUUAUGGCCGUUCAAAACUGUUUUUAUAACAGGAGCGAAUCGGGGAAUCGGAUUAGCACUCGUCAAGCGAUUUUUAAGCCUUUGCCAUCCUCCAGAAUAUGUCUUUGCCACUUAUCGAACAUUAGAGACAGCCUCAGAGCUGAAAUCGCUCAGCGAAGUGAACACGAAUCUUAACCUGUUAGAAUUGGACGUCAACAACAUCGAGAGCUUCGAUAAAGUUGUUUCAGAGGUGGAUAGCAAAUUAGAGAAUCGCGGUUUAGAUUUGUUGAUAAACAACGCAGGAAUUAUGGACAGGAGUAAGUUGGAUGCUGUAACCGCUGAGGGCAUGAUUCAAGUUUAUAAAACCAACGUCGUUGCUCCGUUGAUGUUGACCAAAGCGUUCUUGCCUCUUCUUCGCCGUUCUGUAUCUCAAAGAAACAAGGACGAUUCUUCUAAGACUUUCAUUGUCAAUAUGUCAUCUGGAGCUGGCUCCAUAACAAAUAACACGUGGAGUGCGAUGUACCCAUAUCGACCGAGCAAAGCGGCAUUGAACAUGAUUACGAAAUCUUUAAGCGUCGACCUAGCUGACGAGGGGAUCAUGGCAGUUGCGUUACAUCCAGGAUGGGUUCAAACGGACAUGGGAGGAUCAAAUGCUUCGCUAACGAUUAAAGAAUCGGUUGAUGGGCUGAUUACAGUCAUCGGCUCUUUAGACGAGUCAAAGAAUGGAGGAUUCCUGGAUUAUACUGGCAAGACAUUACCUUGGUAGAGCGAUUCAGACAGGGCAGCCCUGCUGGGAAUGAGUGUUGGUUAAACUAAUAGAGACAGGAGAGCCUUAUGGCGUCUUUAGGAGAUGAUGUAUUUACCAGCCGAACCGACAAAGAUACUUUCUUCUGGAACUCUAGGCGAUAGCCAGAUGAUGAGAGGCUUCAAUGAUAGGCUUUGAGCCCUACUUUUAUGUGAAUUUAAUCGCUCAAUAAAAUGAUGGUCUCUCGAUUUAUAUAAAUCUCAACAGUUUGUCCUUCCAUCCCUUUACACAGGAUGGAAAAAGGGAGGGGUGGCUCUUUCGAGCAUCACUUGAGGAAUUUGUAUGAUCGUUAAAAUGCUCUGUUUUUCUCUUAGUGAUUGUGUGGUAAAACACAGGUUACUUGUGCAACCAGUCAUGUGAUAGACUAUACCAAUUGCGACAAAACCAAAACGUACUUAAAUUUCCGGAGCUUCAAGCAGCUUGUUUGAAAUUGUGAAACUCAUCUAUUUUCUGAUUGGCUGUUGAAACUUCUUCUUAUAAAUUAAUUUACCAAAGUUUGAUAUUUAUCAGUGGUAACUCGUGAGUGGUGUGCAAUUGUGCGAGGUGGUUAGGAAGGUCUUCAGAGUAUAUCUGUAUUAAUGCCAACUGAGGAAUUACAACGUUAUAACCUGUGUCAAAAAUUUUCCAGCAUUUCUGAAAUUUGUCAUGAUCGGGGAGAACUGGAAUCUAGUCGCCAGACUCCUUCAAGUGUUACCCAGUUUCACUUUAGCGUUCUGACAUGGCAAGUUCGGGAAACUACAGCGAUCAGGAAAAGGCUCUAGAGUACGUUAAAUCACUCAUCAGACCUUUCCCAGACUUUCCUAUACCUGGAAUCAUUUUUAGGUAAGUUUGUUCCUAAAUUAAGAUAUGCAAAUUUGCUGGGAGAAGAUCACUCAUGCGGCAAACAGCACAUGUCUAACCCAUUUGGUGAUUGAAGAGUGGUACUGUUCUUUUAAAUGUUGUGACGGACAUUUCCACGUUUUGUUUCGUUGGUGUAGUAUACCUCAUGAGCCGAAUUCUUUGCAGAAUACGAUGAUUUAGCUACACAAACUUUAAAUUGUCAGUCUCGAAACAAAAUUUUAAACUUACUCUCGAUUGUGUCCGACCCGUUCAAGACGGGCUUAAAUUUGUUUAGUUAAUGGCAGUAAUAUAUACCACACAUUUGACGUCAUGCGAUCUCCUCGUGUGACGUGUAGAUGGGGUUUUCCGCGCAGGAAAAAAAAUCACGGAAACAUUUCCGAAUAACAUCAUACUAUUCCCAAACAAAGCCGUAAUCUCAAAGGUAGUCUAUUGUUUUCAUUGUCGUUUUUGUUAUCCAAUAAUAGUGAGCAUAAUGAAGAAUGGAACUGAGCGGGAACCAAACGAAAAUCACAUUUAAUCUAAUCCUGAAUGUUUUUUUUCCCUUCAGGGACAUCUGCCCUGUUUUAUACGAUUGCAAUGCAUUAAGGACAGUUACUGACAUCUUGACUGAGCACAUAAAGGCAAACUUUGCAGGCGUUGAUGCUAUUGUGGGUUCGUGCAAAAUCUUCUUAUGUUAGAACUUAGUGGAAGUUUUUCCAGUGCUCUAAUUGCACAGUGUCAGGUAUCAGGGGAUGCAUCACUUACAAUAUGGAAAGUUCAGACAAAAGACAAUGGGUAUUAUGACGGUCAAGUGUCUUUCUGGCACACACUGAGAAAAGUAGCCUGUUAAGAGGACAUUAGUAUCUGGGAUAUUCUGAUAUAAAUCUCAGAGAAUGAUACAAUGUUAUUUAUGUGUGAUUUUAUUUGUAAUUUUGGUAAUUUUGGCAAUUUUAAUUGUUUUGUUGGGAGGCCAAUCUGAAACUCAUCAAGCCUCAUGGUCCCUCAGCAAAGCAAGUAAACAUGGAAUAAAAAAUUUGUUAUUUCAUUUUUUUUUUGCAAUGAUCUAAAUUGUCUUUAUAAAGUUCUGUUGUAAUGCUCUUAAUUCUGGUUUAUAAGGAGAUAAGAACAAAAGGGAACUUCCAAGCCAAUACUUUUAGAUUUUGUUAUGCUCUUAUAAACUUAUCAGAGAUAUUUUCUGUUUAUCUUUUUAUGAUUUUUGCGGCAUAUUUUGCAGGUCUUGAUGCCAGAGGGUUUUUAUUUGGGCCUAUUUUGUCUCUGAAUCUAAAUUUGCCUUUUGUCCCAGUCCGUAAAUCUGGGAAAUUGCCUGGGCCAACAGUGAAGGUUUCUUCGACAAAAGAAUAUGGCAAAGUGAAAUUGAGUCAAAGGUUUUUUUAACCUAAAAAACUGGAGGACUUUUAAUGUUGUAACAUUGAAAAACAAAGGGAAUUGAAAAGUAUUGACAAUUUCAUCAUAAGAAUUUUUAUAAGAGUUUUCUUGCUGGGAACCAAAAAAACUCACAAAGGCCUUAACACAGAUGUGUGUAGCAGAAGUCUGGAAAGCUAACCACCACACCACACUUCUUACACUUGUCGUAAAGUGAUUAUCACUUUCCUAUGAUUGAGAAAUUGUCAUCCAACCAAAUUCAUGCUAAUAUGAAUAUUUAUUUAAUAAUCAGUUUUCAUUUUUAGGAUGUUCUUGAGAUGCAAGUUGAUGGCAUCCAGAAAGGCCAAAAAGUUGUCAUAGUUGAUGACCUGCUUGCCACAGGGGGUAAGGAAUGAAUAUUUCAUAAAGAGUACAUUUGGAGUAAGUGUUGUAUCACCAACACAAAGUAAUCCGAUAAAACCCUUAGGUGUGGGCAAACAAAAGUAACUAUGUGGUGAUAGUUCUAAGUUUUAAUUUUGAUUUUUUUGAGACUGGUAGAUGAGUUUUUUCAGACCAACAGAAUCAUAGAGUUAACCCUUUAACUUCCAUGAGUGACCAAGAGAGAAUUUCUCUUGACAUUGUCAGUGCAAUAUCAAGCACACAAGUGAUGAGAAUAACAAAAAAUAGAUAUAAGGGCAUUUUAGUUGAUCCAAUACCAAAUUCUCCAAGCUAACAUUGUAUAAAUUUUUAUGGCAGAUAGUAAGGAGAAUUAAUGGUGAGAUCUCGGGAGUGAAAGGGUUAAGCAUAGAUUUCAUUUGAGUGAAGAACCUUAACCAAAGUAAAACCACAACAGCCAAUCAGAAUGAAGGAAAAUAGCACAAGGAGCCAAUCAGAACUGAAUUUGAAACAAGAAAACUGACCAAGUUGCAAAUUAGUUUUAAUUUUAAACUUGAUGGUUUGAGAAAGUGGUGCAAGCCUUCUGGACCAAUUACUGAGAAAAGUAAAGAAAAGCCAAAAGCAAUCAUAUUUGGUAUUACUUUUGAAUUGCUCUUGUAACUAAACAAGACAGUAAACAAAUUGAUAUAAGAAUUUUAAACAUUGUUACAGGCACUCUACAAGCAGCUUGUCAACUGGUGAAAGAUGCUGGUGGGGAAGUGUUAGAGUGUGUCUUGAUCGUUGAACUGGAGGAACUGGAUGGAAAAAGCAAGGUCCCUGCUCCUUGCUACUGUUUGUUGAAGUUCUAGAAAGCAAUUAUUGUGGAGAACAAGAGGUCAUAUUGAUUGUUUUUGUUCAAACUAGAGAUCAGGAUACCGUUUUUAGAAAACGAAUGAUUGAUAUAACAGGUAUUCCCCAGUAAUCACAGUGCACUUUUUUCCUAUGGUUUGGUAUGUUUGGUAAUCAUGUCGAAGAAAGGAAGUGAAAGGAAAUGAGUAGUGAAUAGAAAGGUUAUUAGAGAUGGGGAAUUGGAUUUAUUUCUAAGUAUUUCAACAACGUUUUGUAACAAACCGUCUAAACGAUAGGAAGAGGGACGGUACAUCGUUAAGGCAAUAAAAGGGAAGGACACACUUAACCUCCUCUGUGGACUUUUCAAAUGAAAGAAAGGUUUCUCGUAUCUGCCACAAAGAAUAACUUACUCUUCACAUCAAUUCCUGGAUCUAUUUUGUUUUUGUAAACUUUGUCCUGUUUACUAGGGAUAAAAUUCUAACGAACGAGACUCAAUUAAACUGUUUUAUUCUGCUCUCGUAUUCGCUUAUUUACAUCGGGUGUGUAAAAAGCUACUCUGCAAAAUUUGUAAGAAAUCACUCUCUUAUACGAUAUUUUCUACAUUGUGAUUGGUUGUUGCUGAGUACUGAUUUAAAAGGUCAUUCAAGGUUGCGUUGAUUAUGUAAACCAAUCAAUGUCCAUAAUGUUCACACUCAUCAUCUGACAUGUGUCACGCACGAAUCACAGUCUCCGACAUUGUCUUGUCGCAGCGCAAUUUUCCUUUUUUUGGAAGGAUUCAAGUCUGCACACAAAUUUCGCGACGCAAACACUUUCGUUCACUUCCACGG